GUCUAGCCAACAGCAACAAACAACAUCGUCCUUUGACGACGACAGACUGUCAAAACAUUCAAGAUGGUGGACGUUUUAGCAUUGAUCGACACAAUAACUAAAGAAGAUAAUGAAGUUGUUUUCAUUGAACAGUUCGUCUCCGACAUUCGUGAUUUUAGUUCUCAGUAUGGGAGUGAUAUUAGCAUAUCUUACACUGCCUAUAAUUUAGCUGGGAAGCCAAGCAAGUACCCUGACUACGGAGACUACCCCCAGGCAUUUGUUAUGCGUACCUAUGGACGUUGGUGGAAAGAGGCCCCUUCAGGAAGACGAGAAUUCAUGCCUCAAAACCUAGGUUCUAUUGUGAGUCAAGAUUUUAUUGAUGUCAUCUUUGAACAAGCUGUCUAUCCUUUCCAAGUUAAUGUGUAUGAAAUUUAUAACCCAGGAGCCCUUGUACGAGUUUGGGCUCGAAGUGUUCAGGGUAAAUGGGCACUCCUAUGGGAAGGUGCAGCACAGACGACAAGGCCCAUGUCCCGAAUAUUUUCUCCGCCUCUUCGAACCAUUCAGUUCCCCACAAAUUUGCUUCGUCUAGAGUUUGAUCACUCAAACCUUGAGUAUUAUACAGAGCUGGAUGCCGUGUGCUUGGUGGGUACUUGCAAGCCCUUUCCAGAAAACAGUUUGGGAACAUGCCAUACUUUGCAAAACAAUGUUGUGAGAAGGAGAAAUGGAAGUUCAGCUAAUUGUGUGGGUCUAGUGAACGUUGGUGACAUCACUAACAGAAUUCAGGAGCUCAAUAUUCACCAAUUAUCACCACAGGUUGACAUCCCAACUUCUAUCUCAACAUUUCUGGACCAUGAAUUUCCUAAUCUCUUAAAGCAAAUUGAAGAUAUGCAAAAGGCUAACCCUUCCCGCACUGCUUUACCUGCCUCAUCAUCUUCUUUGUCUCCCCAACCUGACCAGCCAACGUCUCAAAGUGCCAACAGUGGAGCUUUCAGUUGCUUGCCGGAUGAAAGUAUUCUCCACAUCCUCAGCUACCUAGACCUCAAAGACUUGUGCCGUUGUUCUCAAGUUAAUCGACACUUCCGAGGACUGGCACAGGAUCCUCAUUUGUACAUUGAACUUGGUUUGCGGCAAUUUUGGCAUUGUGUGAACCCUAAAAGUUUGAAUUGUUUGCUACCCCGCCUCUUGUACAUUCAGAGGCUUGACAUGUCAUGGUGUGGAAACUAUAGAGACAUUUGUCCUGAAGAAUUUGUUGACUUUUUGGGCUGUUGUGGGAGAAACCUUACUCACUUGCGUUUGAACAGCUGUCAAUUUGUAAAUGACUUUAGUCUUGAAAGAAUUGCAUCAAUUUGUCCAAAACUUCAAGAGCUAACCCUUCAGAAUAAUACCAAAGUAACCAGCAGGGGCUUCUUCUCAUUAACUGCUCUUCCUGGACUUGAAAGGCUUGACUUUUAUCGGACCUCAGUCACUAAAGAACCUCUCGUAGCAAUUCUCAAAGCAUCCCCCCAGCUGAAACACUUGAAUCUUGGUUCCUGCAUGCACAUAUCUUCUAUGGAUGAAGUUGUGUUGACUCUUAGCAAAUAUAAUCCUGACUUGGUAUCCUUGGACUUGUGGAAAUCUUACACUUUGACUUCUGUUGGUGUUAAUGCUUUAGGAAAGUGUUCAAAACUUGAGGAAGUUGACCUUGGGUGGUGCUUGAGCCUGAGCACUCCAGGGUUGAGCCUCAACAGUAUAGCCUAUGGUUGCCCUAGACUGAAAAAGAUAUUCUUGGCAUCUAUGCGAUGCCUUGUGGACUACCAUCUAGAACCUUUUCUGAAAAACUGCCCAUUGUUAGAGCAAGUUGAUGUACUUGGAAGCAGCGUGACCCCCGAGAUUGUGUCUAGGCUUUUGCGGGACAGUCGUCAUUUGAGACUUGUAGAUGUGAGCUUCUGUGACAACAUUUCAGAGACUCACUGUGAUUCCUGGAGACGGCAAUACCCAGGAGUAAACAUCAAACAGAGCUAUCAAUCAGAAGCAAAAUACCGUGGUGUUAAUCAAUGUUAGUUCUGAGGCAUAGUUAUCAGAUUCCUGUUUCAGCUUUCCAGUAUUUUUUGAGGGAAACUUUAUGUCUGCUACCUGUCUGUUGAAGGUUUCAGAGACAUUUUUGUAUCAUCAAUACACACUGUGCGUUUGCAGUUUGCACUUGAUUUUGGACUAGGGGCUUUGACCCUGCAAGUGAAGUCUGAAUAGACAUAGAUACAUCACAUAUUCUUGUCAGUUCAAGAUCAAAGUUGAACUGUAAAUCGAUGCUAUUGGAAGGCUAUUUGAUGUCUUAUGUCUGAACUAUUAUCAUCAUUUUGUAAUUUAUAUUUAAACUCGGUGAUCCAUCCCUAUUGCCAAAGGUAGAAAAGGUCCGUACUCCUUAAGAAAUCUUCAUAUUUAUUUUGAGCCCCUAUUAUAUAGCAAAUAUAUAUAAAUAUAAACAUCUUAUUUUCCUGUAUUUGUAGAUAAUAAUUUUGUGUUCAUGUUCUAAUGAUUCUAGUCCCCUUUUCUGUGUGUGUAAAUGGGUUUAAAAUACCUAUUAGGAACUUUAUUGGUUUUUGUUAUGUGAGGUUUUUGAUGAUGAAAUGUGUCGGCUACAUGCCUUUACAUGUAAUAGUCUCAAAUGUAGAAAAAAAAGUUUUAUCCUCCACUUUAUUUAUUAUGUUUUGUACAAUUUUAUUGUACUCAAUAUAUCGACGUUGACCUGCCGUCCCUAAGCUUGUCACAAUGGUGGUGGUAUGGCAGUAUACAACAGCAUUUCACUUGUGAAGGUAGUGGUGUGUACCAACGGAUGUGUAGUCCACAUCAUCAAGCCACUCGUUUGUUUCUGUGUCAAAGGUAUCUCUUUCAAUUUAGUAUCUUUAAAUUAUAUUGCAUAAUAAUAUUAUACCUUCAAGGAAUUUUGUUAUAUGUUGUCAUAUGAUAGAAAAAUGCUUGGUGAUUUCCAACAGUGUGAUGGAAUUUGAUUGGUGGUUAUUCUACUUUAUUGUCUAGUACUUGCAUUAUUGUCUUGCUGAUGAUUCCCCUUAAAAAAAUAAAAAUAAGUGCAUUUCAGGCUAACCCUUUUCAAGUCAGUCUGCUGUAGUUUUGUGAUUUUUCUUUGUUCUGAAAAUGUUGGAUUCAUGAACUGGGUAAGAAAAACAGUAAUGUGUGUAAGUUUUAUCUGUGAAAAAUAACAAUACAUUCCAUGUUAAGAUUGGCUGUUGCAGUGCAAGUUUGUGUGUACAAUGUAAUUGUAAGUCUGACAUCUGCCCUGUUUGAACAACUAGAGGGCUUGUAUGCUCUUCUAUAAGUGACCAAUUAAUUAUUUCCAUGAAUUUGCUCACUUCCCCUCAAACUGCAUGAAUUUAUUUGGCAAAGACUGAAAGAAAAUCUUUCUGUUUAUUUCGCAUAAGUGCCAACCUAUGUUGUCGCUUUAGAAGUGAUUUUGCAGAAUGUGCAGAUUCCAAUGAUCUUAUAUAGAGUCUGUGACUUUGAUCUCAAAGAGGGCUUCUAUGCUUGCAAUUUAGAGCAUAUCAGUAUGCUAAUUGAUUUGUGCUGACUCUGACAUGAUCCCAAAAUUUCCAAAAAAAUCAUUCAAAUUUCAUUUUUAUUUCAUUUUGAAUGUCUCUUUACUGUAUUCAUUUAUCGUAUCGUUCAUAGUUCACCCUA
This is a messenger RNA of Thrips palmi, 3648 nucleotides long. It is a transcript of the gene Fbxl4, whose product is annotated as F-box/LRR-repeat protein 4. Gene Ontology annotation, cellular component: SCF ubiquitin ligase complex. Gene Ontology annotation, biological process: SCF-dependent proteasomal ubiquitin-dependent protein catabolic process. NCBI's taxonomy places the organism in Eukaryota, Metazoa, Arthropoda, Insecta, Thysanoptera, Thripidae. The transcript has 12 exons. The record is from RefSeq and is a predicted model, not a curated record. Bases 64 to 2019 code for a protein of 651 amino acids. Gene Ontology annotation, molecular function: protein binding.